AUGGAAAUUUUCCGAUCGAAAUUUGUACUGCGCCUCACGCUCGAGGAACAAUUGCGUGCCAUGCAGAAACGCCUGGCAGAGAUUGCGGCGAUUCCCAUCCAGAUUCAAGCCACUUUGGAGAAUGUCACGAAGACAAUGGAGAACUUAUUACCGGAACGCUCUCCUGAGAUGAGUGAUAACGAGAGCGAUUGUGGAUAUGAGGAGAUUGAGCAAUAUGACGAUUCUUAUCGGUUCGAUAAGAAGGACGAGGAGGAUUCCUCUUCAGAGAAAACUGACGCAGACGAUGUGGAUCCGUUGGACACGGAAGAAGAUGAUGUUGAGGAAGAGGCGGCUGCUGUGUCUUCAGCAUCUGUCUCUGAGAUUUGCGAUAACGAGCCAGAGUCUGGGUGUGCUUCCGCCACUCCCGAAGAUCUCCAGCGUCCCGACGGUGUCUGGAGCUCCUGGCCAUGGAGUGAACAACCUAAAGCCAUCCCGCGCAGAUCAAACUGUCACUUGGUGCCCAGGACGAGCAUGAUCCAGAACAGGAUAAAGCUACUGAACGAGAAGCAAGUGUUAGCGCCGUACACGAGAAGCGAGCACAAUGUGGGAAACUAAUUCACCACCUUAUUCAAUAUCUCUAUAUCAUUACUAAUUCGUGUGUAAGAACUUACUUUGUUUGGCAUUAUUGUGAGGAAUUAAUAAAUUUAUUGGAUAUUAAAUUAGUGAC
Messenger RNA from Phlebotomus argentipes, 706 nucleotides. RefSeq lists its product as uncharacterized. Bases 1 to 594 code for a protein of 197 amino acids. NCBI's taxonomy places the organism in Eukaryota, Metazoa, Arthropoda, Insecta, Diptera, Psychodidae. The transcript has 3 exons. The record is from RefSeq and is a predicted model, not a curated record.